This is a messenger RNA of Peniophora sp. CBMAI 1063, 1653 nucleotides long. NCBI's taxonomy places the organism in Eukaryota, Fungi, Basidiomycota, Agaricomycetes, Russulales, Peniophoraceae. The record is from the annotation of a GenBank genome assembly.
AUGGGCUCAACGAUAUCUCGCGUGCGCUCGGUCUUACGCCUACUGCUCGAUAUGAAAGCGGAGUUCGACGCGGUUGAAGCGCGGUUGAAGCGCUCGCCGGGUUUGCCGGCUUCCUCACCAAGCUCGGCGACGACCGAACCGUUCUGGAUGGUGCCGCCUGCGACAAUUGCAGAUCACCAGCCUGAGAAAUUGCCUGAGACCGUCGACGUGGUCAUCAUCGGGUCUGGCAUAACCGGGGCGAGCGUGGCGAGGGCUCUUCUAGAUGAGCAUGGGUCGGGUCUGAAAGUGUUGAUGCUCGAGGCUCGCGCGGCGUGCUCGGGCGCAACGGGCAGAAAUGGAGGGCAUGUCAACCCGCCGCUAUUUCACGAUUAUCUUGCACUCCGAAAGGAGUUCGGGCGCGAGGUCGCCGCCCAGACUGUACGCUGGCGCUUGUCGCACUUAGUCGCUCUUCAACGCGCAGCAGAAGCAGAAGACGCCACUGAACAUACUCAGGUUCGAAUAGUCGAGAGCUUAGACGUCUACUAUUCGCUCGAGGCACUCGAGAAGGCGAAGGAAGGACUGGCAGCUUGGAAAGAGGAUAUGCCGGAGGAGUCGCGGGACGUUCACUGCGUUGAAGGCGAGGAAGCUCAGAACAGAUUUCGUGUCGGGCCUGGCGCCUUAGGAGUUAUCUCAACGCCCGGCGGGGCAGCUCACCCCUAUCGACUGGUCACGACGAUCCUCGCCGGCCUCCUCAGACGGCACGCAGGCACAUUCUAUCUUGCGACUCAUACACCGUGUACAGCUAUCAACUCCCCGUCAGACCAGUCCGGGCUCUAUACAUUGCGUACGCCUCGAGGUACAGUACGGUCAAGUCACAUCGUACAUGCAACGAACGGGUGGACCGCACAUCUUCUACCUGGUUUCCGGACGAAGAUCGCACCAGUCCGCGCGCUCAUGUCUGCGCAGCGUCCUGGGACCGGACUUUCUUCCUCAAUCACAUCUCACCAUCAGGACUUCUCAUCAUCCCAGUCCACGCUCGCGCCAGCGCCGACCGAGCCCGGCGGUCGCGCACACGUCUUCUGGACCGGUUCGAUGGGAUACGACUACCUCACUCAACUCCCUACGGGUGGGCACGAACUCAUGUUCGGUGGCGGCUUUGCGCGCGCGGCGCACAUCUCGUUGGACGAGAUUGGCGAGAUGGAUGAUGGCGGUCUGGACAUCGGCAUCGCGACACACGUAGGCGGAGCGCUGCCCAUGUACUUCGGCCUUCAGAACUGGGGCAAGGAAGGCACCGAUGGUGACAAUGUUGAUGAGAAGGAACGGUGGCUGGAAGGACGUGUGAAGGCGAUGUGGACGGGCAUCAUCGCGAUCUCUGUCGACGGUCGGCCAUGGGUCGGCCGAGUGCCGACUAAGGUCUCCGAGCGCUCAGAGCCUCAUGCAUCGCUCGCUACGCGGGUGUACGCGUCGAAAGAGCACAAUGCGCGCACUGCACCGCCAGGAGAAUGGAUGGCUGCAGGUUAUACGGGAGAAGGGAUGACCAAUGCUUGGCAGGCUGGACGGGCGGUGGCUCCACUACUGCUGGGGAAAGAACCCGAGGAACUUCCCUUACCUAUGCGCGUUACUGAACGGCGCUGGCGUGAAGCCAAACUCGAGAAUCUUUUGGACCGGAUGUAG